GGGGCACUCUAAGUAAAACGUUCACUCCGCCACCGCCCGUUGUGGACUCGACAGCGGCGGGCUGCGGACACUGGAAGCGGGACCCUCAAAAACCUGCCAACGUCCUGUGUUUAUCAGUUAGUUGAGGUUGGAGCGGUUUGAAUAUACAUAAUUUCUCCGCUUUCUGACUGUUCGGGUCCAAAGCUAACGGGCAAAUGUUAUUUUAUUGAUUCGUGCAGAAUCUGAAUGAAACUACAUCAAGUUGUGUAAAGUAGCAGACUUGAGGAUAAAAGGUUCAAGAUGCCGCCGAAGAAGCAUCACCUAAAGACAAAAGGAGCAAAUGUUUCCAGCUCGCUCGACCUGGAGUCAGAGGACAUUAGCCUGGAGACCACCGUCCCCACCGCGGAGGAGGUGUCCUCCUCUGACGAGCUCCGAGACGGCUCUCAGAGGGUGACCCGUCAGCUGCUGGAGAGGAAGGAGAUGCAGCACAGCAUCCAGCUGCUCAAGAUAGAGAUGUCCCAGAAGAACCUGCUGCUGGACAACAUGAAGGCUGAUCACAUGACUAAAGUUGAAGAAUUAGAGGAGAGACUCAACGAUGCUCUACAUCAGAAACAGGUGUUGGCCCUUAGGCUGGACAGUCAGCUGAAACUUGCUCAAGAGGAAAACAAGAAGCAGCAGGCGCUGCGUAAGCAGGAGAUGGACACCAUCAUGCUGAGGCAGAAGCAGCUGGAGGAGACCAACAGACAGCUGUGUGACAAAGCUGGAGAGCUGCGCCGCUCUCUAAGAAAUCUGGAUAUCUCCCAGGCCAGAUACGAGGAACUAAAGGAUAUACCUGAAGACAAACAGACCAUACAGGAAUAUGUUUCUGUGCUUUUCUAUGACAUGGUGAAUCCUCUGCGGACUCAAGUGACAGAGCUCACUUUAAAAAAUGGCUGUUUAAGUGAAGAGCUUGAUAUACAUCGAACCCAGAUGAAGUCAUUGAUGGAGAGCUAUGAGGAGGAACGACAUCUUCGAGCGGAGUUGGAGAUCAGGUGCCAAAAACUGACCCUUGAUUUGGCUGACACAAAACAGCUAAUUCAGGAAGGAGAUUACCGCAAGGAGAACUACCCCACCAUCAGACGUGAGCGUGAUCACUUGGACAUAGAGUUGAAAGAGUUGAAGAGGAAGUAUGAGAGCCUUGAUUUAACACAUACUGCUCUUAACCGAGAGAGAGACACACUCAGCAAAGAGGUGGCAACAUUGCAGCAGUCAAUGACCCUGCUACAGAAGGACAAGGAGUACUUACACCGACAGAACAUGGAGCUGAGUGUCCGGUGUGCACAUGAGGAGGACCGCCUAGAGAGGCUGCAGGUACAACUGGAAGACUCCAAAAAGGCCAGAGAGGAGACCUACGAGAAAUAUGUGACAUCCAGAGACCAUUACAAGUCUGAAUAUGAGGCCAAGUUGAGAGAAGAGCUGGAGAACAUCAGGCUCAAAACUGGACAGGAAAUAGACAGUCUACAGAGAGCCUCCAGGGAGAUGUAUGAACGCGAGAACAGGAACCUACGUGAGGCCAGGGAUAUUGCAGUGCUAGAGAGAGACAGAGCAAUGGCAGCUGAGAGGGACACCCAGUCUAGAUACGACCAGCUGCUGGAACAAUUCAGACAGUUGCAGUUGGGAACUGACAACCGAGUGGCAGAGCUGUCCAAUCAGUCCAAACUUCAUGCCUUCGAGGCUGAGCGUGCCGAGAUGGUCAAAGAGGAGACGGCCAAGGCCUUGGCCCAGUGCCAGGUGGAGUGUGAGAAACUGCAGAAGAAACUGGAGGUCCUGACUCAGGAGUUUUACCGGCUGCAGACAUGCUCAGAGAAACGGGUGACCGAGCUGCAGGCGCAGACAGCAGAGCAGGCCGCACGGCUGCAGACCUACGAGAGACUGGAGCAGGAGCUGGACCAGGUCACCAUGCAGGCAGCUGAGAUUGAGAAUGAAGAAGAGGCUGAGAGAGUGCUGUUUUCCUAUGGCUAUGGUGCCAAUGUUCCCACAACAGCAAAAAGAAGGCUAAAACAAAGCGUUCACUUAGCCCGCAGGGUGCUGCAGCUUGAGAGGCAGAACACAGCACUGAGGAGAGAGCUGGAUGCAAAGGGGGCACAGGCGGGUCAAGUGUCUCAAGAGCUUUUGGCAGCCAACCAGCUAUUACAGCAGACGCAGCAGCCCUACAGCUACCUGAUCGAGACGGUGAAACAGCGCGAGGCUCAAAUCAGCACUUUGAAGGAGCGCGUGGCGUUACUUGAGGACGAUGUCAAUUCUCUAAGGAGAGAAAAGUCAACAUUACAACAGGUGAAAAACAACAUGGCUGCUGAUCUGGAGAGACUCCUCAACCAUCGAGAGGAGUUAGCUGUAAUGAAGCAGGUCCUGAUUAGCAUGCAGUCUGGGCAGAAAGAUGAGUUAACCAUGCUGAGAGCAGACAAAGCUGGCAUCAGAGGUAGAGGCUUAAGUAGGACCGAGGAAGCGUCGCCCCACAAACCCAAACCUACAGUGUUUACCAAGAAAGAAGCUCCCGGAUAUUACACUAAAACAAAGCAAAAACCUAAAUGACCACUGCAUUGUGUAAUGUUGCAUUGAGAUUAAUUUUAUAAUUGUACUUUUACUUUGACUUUAUUGUUAUUAACUUCAUUUUAGGAUUACAUAAUAGAAAACAUUAUUUUAGUUGUUAAGUGAUAUGUUUAUAUUAAGUGAUAAUGUUGUGAUUAAUUGGUCACAGUACUUUUCACAAGGUACACAGUCUUCAACUGCCCAAGAAUUCCUGAUUCUUGGCAGUCCACUCUUUUAUUAGGUCUGUCUAUCAUUAGAACCUCAUCUUUUCCAGAUUUGCAAGUACGCUUGUGCCUACGGACAAAUGCGUGCAAGCAUCACAGACUUUAGUUUGCACAAGUCAAAUCCCUGCUCUGAAUAGAAAUCGCAGGCAUAUAUAAAUGUCUGCAUUUUGCACCUUAGUAUUAUUAGUGUCAUUUAAUGAACGGAAUGAGUUUGAGAGGGUUAGUUUCUUUCUGCGUUUUUUCUUUAUCUCAUUGAUUCACUGCAUAAAUCCAUAAGUCAUUCUAUUUCAUGCAACAAAUUAAAAAAAAACGAAAUUGUUUGUAAGACGGUAUAGUGUAUGUAUGUAUGUAUGUAUGUAAUUAUGGUAUUCGUAUAUCAUUUGAAUGUGUAUUGGCUUGGCCAUGUCCUUUUUCAACUCUAUGGUAAUAAAAAGGAAUCCUGCUGUGAAACACCGCAGACUUCACAGUGAAAUG
Messenger RNA from Periophthalmus magnuspinnatus, 3245 nucleotides. RefSeq names its product progesterone immunomodulatory binding factor 1 (gene pibf1). Gene Ontology annotation, biological process: cilium assembly. The coding region runs from base 280 to 2550 and encodes 756 amino acids. Gene Ontology annotation, cellular component: centriolar satellite. The record is from RefSeq and is a predicted model, not a curated record. NCBI's taxonomy places the organism in Eukaryota, Metazoa, Chordata, Actinopteri, Gobiiformes, Gobiidae. The transcript is spliced from 18 exons.